This is a messenger RNA of Ostrinia nubilalis (European corn borer), 913 nucleotides long. RefSeq lists its product as uncharacterized. NCBI's taxonomy places the organism in Eukaryota, Metazoa, Arthropoda, Insecta, Lepidoptera, Crambidae. Bases 64 to 666 code for a protein of 200 amino acids. The record is from RefSeq and is a predicted model, not a curated record. The transcript has 6 exons.
CGAACAACCCGGUUCGGGCUCAUUCAAUUUAGAAGAACAAUUUGAAAUAGUUUUAUAUUCACCAUGGUGUCUGUAUACUGCGUGGUAAAGGUCCUCUGCAUUUGCUUGAGUUUGGCAUCAUCAUCAACUCACAGCUCGAGCGAUGAGUCGGGUCGGGACUUCAUCGAUCACGUGCUCCGUAUCCCCAACCCUGACAAAGUGCUGAACUCAGUGCUCGGCCGGCUGCAGAGGAACCGGCAGCAGGAGCUGGAGCAACGCCAGCAGAUAUCUGAUGAAGACUGCGAAGAGCCACAGAUUCUCCCAGAGUACACCGAGUCUCUACAAGAGCCAAAAGAAAGAGGCCUAAGGCAAUUAAAUGUUCAGAAACACUACCCUAUAUGCCAUUUGGAGAGGAAGAUUAGGAAGCUGAACACUAACGAGUACGAGUACAGGCCUGCGUACUAUGAGGAGGUGCGGUGUAGCUCGGCCACCAACGAGGAUAUGAGUGUUACUAACGAGAUAUGUUCCAGCCUUGGUUUUUCUUGUGUUCAGUGGAACAAGACCAUACAUCUGACUAGGAGGCGUUAUUCUAGUGACUGCUGGGAGACCAGGACCAUGGUGAUACCAGCGGGCUGCGAGUGCAUGUGGCCAGUCCACAGGCUUGGGGACAUGACCCUGCACGUAUGAGAUCACGCUACGCCAACAAAUCCCGACCCACGCAGUUUUUGUUAAUACAAUUAUCAGGGUUCGAAAAUAUCCGAUAUUUAUGAUAUAUAUCCGAUAUAUAUCGGAUAUAUAUCAUAAAUAUCCGAUAUUUAUGAUAUUUAUCAGAUACAUAUCUGAUAUAUAUCAUAAGGAUAUUUUCGAACCCUAGGUUCGAAAAUAUCCGAUAUAUAUCCGAUAUUUAUGAUAUAUAUCCGAUAUAUUCGAUAUA